AUGGAUAUUGACGGUAUGACUGUCGGUGAAACACCUGGCUACCCGAAUCUCCUUGACCCGCUCCGCAACGAAGAUGACAACCAGCGUGAUAUGAUGUCCAGGCCGGAUAAUCGAAAGUUCUCCCUCUUUUCUGAUAUUUUUGGGUGUGGUGGAGAUACCGGGACAUUUUCCUUCUCCUCAUUAUGUGAUGGGAGAUUGUACUCGGCCUACCUCGGUCAGCAGACCGAAACGCCUGAAUCACUACAGUCCAGCGAGAAGAACCUAGGCCCAACAGAACCCUUCAGCCGCCCCUCGCCACAUGACAAACCCCUCUCCUUAUACAAUGAAAUGAACGAAAUUCCGUAUUCAAAAAACACAAAACCAGCGAGCAAGCGAAAACCAACAAGAAUCCGAAGGCAGAAUCGCUCAUGUGAUCCCUGCCGUUCGGCAAAAAGGGCAUGCGAUUUGCCAUUACAUCCCUCGCCCUCGAGAAAUCUUCCUUUAUCUGCUUGCUCUAUGUGCAAGCUGCGUGGCAGGGACUGUACAGUUAUAUGGCGAACGAACAAACAAUCCAGUAACACGAUUUACACAUCUGCAUCUCCUUCGUCCGAUGCCCAUCACGAGGUCGAGGGAGGUCCUGUCACCGUCAAUGAACAAGGGAAAUACAAUGUCCCAUCUGUUACAUCGCUUAAUUUAUCAAUUCAUGAAUCUUCUCUCAAUUCAAAUCUUAUGAGGCGGGAGGCUUGCUCUGAAAGAUUAGCAGUGUACAUCGAUGUCUUUGACAUUCCGGUGUCAGACCUUCUUUCGGGUGGAUGUAUUCUUCCUUGUCACUCCGUGGGUGUUGCUGCUUUGACUUCGUUGGGCCAUAACUCAAACAUGGCCGCAAUAAUUGAUCGCACUCAAUUGAGCAUCAAGGAUAGUUGGAAUAUUGAUUCAUCCCCACAUCUGCCAGCCUCCGCCGUGCCCCAUCCGGAAAUACCGAGUAUCCAUCACGCAAUGAUGAUUUCGCAGAAGUUUUUAAAUGGGUCGCCAUUGCGACUGGAUCACAAUUUGAUAUUUGUGGAUCCAACUCUGAGAGAAAUGCAAAUUCCCAAAAGGAAGCUCGAGAUAUUGCAUAUGCUGCGUGGCGAAAAAGCAAAGGAGAUGGUAUUUACAAAGAUUGCGGCAAGAAAGUCUUUCCGUUUAGGAUUAUCUUUGCUACUUUUUGGAACGAUCCUGUACCCUACCGGGACUGAUCGAAGCGAUGAAUUUGAAAAUGAUUCUACAUAUGCGUUCCAAGAAGGCAUCAGCCGCCUCCGGAUGCUAUGCUCUGAAGCACGGAUUCGUCUCGUUCUUGGUGAAGAACAACCAACUCUAAAAGCAUCCCCAGGCAAACGAUUUCAGCCAACAAUAACAUCACCUCCGUGGGCAAGCUUGCGUACCGAGGAGUCGGGAGGACUCUUAGACCUAAUUGUUGCGCUUGAAUGGCUUGUUGACAUAUCCCAAUCGGUUGCAAUUGCGCUUUUCCCAAAACGAGAUCUCGUCAUUACGCCAUCUAUUCUUGACCAUAGCACCAACAUCAAUCAUCCAGUAGGGGAUGAACUUGAAUUUCAAGGGAUGGCUACGAAGGUCCUAGAUGAAACUAAUGUUUCUCAGGACAUGGAAGAAAACAAAUCAGUCACACAACUGUUGUCUCAAUGCUGCUCAGAUAGUAUCAUACAGAGUGCACUGUCGGAGUCAGGCUCCCUUGUAGUGUUGCUGUGGAAGUUGCUCGCCCGCUUAACGCAAGCCACGCGAGAUAUCCGGAAUGGGAUGGCCAAUUUUGAAGGCACUCGUCGAAUUUUCGAUACCACGCUAAUGACCAUUGGUGUAUGGAGGACCACUUUUGGACCAUUGAAUCCUAUCACAACGGAUCGACUGCAAAGAGCAACCGCAGAUCUGAGACGCAGUGUGAUAUUUUGCGCUACUGACGGUGACCUUGCAAUUCUCAUAUUUCACAAGCUUUCGUGUCAAAUUGAAAGACAUCUGGCAGGCCGGCUACAACCAUCAAGCGAGCAUCUGCGUGAACGAAUGCACCAAACUGCUAACUAUCGAAGCUUGCAACGGUUGACAAGCGCGAUCCGGCUAUCUUCUCUCGCUUCGGUGAUCCAGGGGUCCUGGUCUCGAGGGGAAGCAGGGCUUAAGGCUAACAUUGAAGACAUUACGGCACAUCCGCAUCCUACUAUGGUCGUACAGGCAUACGAAUUAGCGGCAACAGGGCUUGCAGAGGAAAUCCGAAGCUCAGUUUCUACUAGCAAGGAAAGAAACAUUUCAGACUUGUCUGGUGCACUGCAAAAUUGUCUUCGGGGGUUACGUGGCGUUCGAAGGACUCUCGUCAUGUACCCAUUCACAGAACGAGAUGAGGAAGAUUUCGGUUCAUCACCUGGGCACCAGUAA
Messenger RNA from Penicillium manginii, 2394 nucleotides. RefSeq names its product Zn(II)2Cys6 transcription factor domain-containing protein. The record is from RefSeq and is a predicted model, not a curated record. NCBI's taxonomy places the organism in Eukaryota, Fungi, Ascomycota, Eurotiomycetes, Eurotiales, Aspergillaceae. The transcript has 3 exons. Bases 1 to 2394 code for a protein of 797 amino acids. Gene Ontology annotation, molecular function: zinc ion binding; DNA-binding transcription factor activity, RNA polymerase II-specific. Gene Ontology annotation, biological process: regulation of DNA-templated transcription.